GUUUAAGAAAAAAAUCCAAAGGAAAAUAAGCUUUGUUCAUGUAAUAGAAAUGGUACUAUAUGGAUCAAUUAUGUCAGUGGUUUUGGCUAGUAUUUUAGAAUAUAUUUUAUCAUUUUAUUUUUUUUAUUUUUCCAAUUUAUGUUUUACAAAUGAAGUAAAUAGGUCCCUGCAUUUUGUGUAUUCGAUAAUAGUAUUUUUUUACUUUUUUUUUAUAAUAGCAUAUGUAGAAGAGCUUUCGAAGAUUAUGCCAAUGCUAUUUGUAUAUAUAAAUAUAGCACAUUGUAAAAAUGAAUAUAAAGAAUUGCCCUUAGUUAAUGAUAGUAAUAUUUUAGAAGACCCUUCUUAUGAAGAAGGACCAAAAGUACAGGAAUAUAGAAGACCAAAAUUUCAAUAUAUUAUAGUGAAUGACGAAUUGGAAUAUAUUUUUUUCUCUUUAUGUUCUUCAGCUGGUUUUUCAAGUACUGAGAAUUUAUUUUAUUCAACGCAAACUACCAAGGACAAUUUUUUUUGUAUUAUAAUAUUAAGAAAUUUAAUAUGUGUGCUAUUUCAUAUGUGUUGCACGGGUAUUUCAUCCUAUAAUAUAUAUAAUUAUGUUAACCAGAAAUACAAAAAGGGUUUUUUUUUUAGAUGCUUAUACAUAUUGGUAUCUCUAUUUUCUUCUUCUUUAUUUCACGCUGUUUAUGACUAUACGAUAUUUUUUAGUUCGAUGAACAUUCCUUCUUAUCAAAUAAUUUUUUUAAAAAUAUUGUUUACUUAUAGUUUCAUUUCAGUUUUGUUGAUGUUUUUUUUUAGUGUAAUUAGGAACAUGAUAUAA
Molecule: messenger RNA, 814 nt
Organism: Plasmodium gaboni
Lineage: Eukaryota; Apicomplexa; Aconoidasida; Haemosporida; Plasmodiidae
Product: putative membrane protein
Exons: 5
Molecular function (GO): peptidase activity
Source: RefSeq, a predicted model, not a curated record